Trichoderma aggressivum f. europaeum is the source of this 1365-nucleotide messenger RNA. RefSeq lists its product as uncharacterized. NCBI's taxonomy places the organism in Eukaryota, Fungi, Ascomycota, Sordariomycetes, Hypocreales, Hypocreaceae. The transcript has 3 exons. Bases 1 to 1365 code for a protein of 454 amino acids. The record is from RefSeq and is a predicted model, not a curated record.
AUGGCGAGGCCAUUAUUCGCCAUUAGCUUCCAUACCUACCUAAAAGUAUCGAGCUUCAAUCCUCCCACAAAACGAAAAGCAUCUAGAGAACAACAAGCGCCCAUCACAUCUGCCGUCCAAGAACAAGAGCAACAAACGAAGAUCAUGGCCAGUGCUGCUGCUGCAGAAGCUCCCAUGUGCUGGCAAGAUUCGCCGCAAGGCCUCAGCGCCGACUGGGUCUUUUCCAACAACUCCAACGUGCACAUAUGCAACGAUCGAAGGUGGUUCACCGAAUUCACGCCUUUCCAAAGCGUCGCAUCGAAUCGAUACUUCCCCGGGGAUAUCGCCGUCGAGGGCGUUGGAGUCGUCAAUCUGCCCGUCAAGCGAGAUCCCAACCAACGCGGACCGCAAGCCCACCACGUUCUCCGCCUCACAGACGUGCUUUACACUCCUUCUUCGGGAUUCAACAUUCUUGGUUCGCCUCUUUAUGAGCUUGCUCCACAAAUCAGCAUGAACCCAACCACGAAAAGCAAUGGUAGUUUGGCGGAUAAAAACGGCAAUCGUAUCGCCUUCUUCUCACCAAACUCGCCGCUCUUUUGUCUCAGACUCAGCGGCCCUCCCGUCGGCCCUCGACUAGCGCCGACCAACUUUGACCCCAAAACGGCAUAUAUCCUGACGGUUGUGUGGCCAGACAGCGAGAGAGCCCGAUGGAAUGCCAGAGACCAACCGGUCGACACAGAAACCAAGCCGCGUCAAUGGGCCGGUGAGCAGCCAUAUACGGCGGAGGAAAAGGCAUGGCUGAAGAAGCACUACCAAGGAGAAUACAAGUUUCUGAGGUCGCACGGGCUGAGCAUCUACGAUGAUGAGGACCGGGAAGAAGGCCGGGCCAUUGUGCGUGCAAUGAUGAGCGCCGACGAGGAUGAAGAAGAGGAAGACGAAGAGGAAGAAGACGACGACGAUGACGAUGACGACUUUGCUCACGUCGCAGAUUAUCUUUUCGACGAGGAAGAACUGGCUUGGAUCAAGAAGCACUACAAGAACUCGGCAACAUUCAUGUUCUCGUACGGUCUCAAGUUCUACGACGAAGAGGAUUACGCAGAAGGCCGAGCCAUUGUGCGUGCAAUGAUGAGCGCCGACGAAGAUGAUGAUGAGAACAAAGGCGGAACAGAGGAUGAAGAAGAGGAAGACGAUGACGAUGACGACGAUGAUGACGAGACUGCUCAUUUCGCAGAUUAUCAUUUCAACGACGGAGAAUUGGCUUGGAUCCAGAAGCACUACAAGAACUCUGCAACGUUCAUGUUCUCGUACGGUCUCAAGUUCUACGACGACGAGGAUUGCGCAGAGGCCACAGGUUUGGUCAGGGCAUUCAUGAUCGACGGCGAAUAA